AUGGACUUCAGCGACGACGAGGCAGCGGCGGCGGAGAACCGGUUCGAGCGGUUUGUCCCGUCGUGGCUGCGUCCCCUGCUCAGCGCUAAGUUCUUCGAGCCGUGCGCCUUCCACCCGGAGCUGGUCAGGAACGAGCGCAACCACUACUGCCUCGACUGCGCCGGCGACAACGGCGCCAUCUGCUGCUCGCUCUGCAUCUCCACCCACCGCAGCCACCGCGUCGUCCAGAUCCGGCGGUCGUCGUACCACGAGGUGAUCCGGGUGGCGGAGCUGAAGGCGCUGGCGGACGUGUCACUGGUGCAGACGUACAUCAUCAACGCGGACAAGGUGAUGUUCCUCAACCCGAGGCCGCGGGCGCCGCAGCACUUCAGCAAGUGCGUCGGCGCCGCCGGCGCGUGCGAGGAGUGCGGCAGGGGCCUCGUCGACGCCGUCUUCCGCUUCUGCUCCCUCGGCUGCAAGCUUAAAUCAAUGGCGUCUGAUGCUAAUCUGACAUUCAUCCUUGACCCAAAACACAAGCGGGAAGGAUCAGAAGAAGGAGAUCUGUCCGGGCCAUCCAACCUUCAGACGACUGGAAAGAUCAGCUACCGCCGUCAUGCCCGGAAGGGCGUCCACCGCGCCCCCACACAGGCACCCUUCUUUUGA
Lolium rigidum is the source of this 642-nucleotide messenger RNA. Its product is annotated as protein RGF1 INDUCIBLE TRANSCRIPTION FACTOR 1-like. The record is from RefSeq and is a predicted model, not a curated record. NCBI's taxonomy places the organism in Eukaryota, Viridiplantae, Streptophyta, Magnoliopsida, Poales, Poaceae. The coding region runs from base 1 to 642 and encodes 213 amino acids. The transcript is spliced from 3 exons.